Psilocybe cubensis is the source of this 921-nucleotide messenger RNA. RefSeq lists its product as uncharacterized. NCBI's taxonomy places the organism in Eukaryota, Fungi, Basidiomycota, Agaricomycetes, Agaricales, Agrocybaceae. The transcript has a single exon. The record is from RefSeq and is a predicted model, not a curated record. The coding region runs from base 1 to 921 and encodes 306 amino acids.
AUGUCUUCAGACUCGUCUGCUCUCUCGCUUUUGACCCGCUCCAAGCUGCAUCUCUCCACCUCUGGUCGAGACAGCUGCAGCCUGCACCGCUGGGUUCUACUCAAAAAUUCCAUCGUCUCCUCCCCUGCGCUGACCACCAGCACACUACUCGCUACCCAGUCUGACAUACACUCUGCCUAUCCCACAGACGACAGCGAGGAUGAUGAGUCAGAAGAGGUAUUGGGGUCAAUGGAAACUGACGCGUUCAUGUUUCCAGACGCGGGCCAGCUUGUUCCUUCGUCUGCCUCUUCCGGUAUACGGGGCGCGGAGGCCCAGUGGCUCGACUCUCUGCUAGAGGAACUAGGCGACGAUGAGGAUGACGACGAAUUCGCUGUCGACUCGGACACUCAUAGUGCAACCAUAACCGUCGAAGACGACGAAUUUCCGUUGUAUAGUCCCCUGGGCUCACCCAUGUCUUCGUCCGACGACCUUCCGAAUCAGCCUGCUUAUUAUCCGCCUUCCAUUUCUGUACCAUAUCCUGUGCCAUAUCCUCCUUAUCAAUCUUCUCUUAUCCAUGCUUACCAUUUCGACUCACAUUUUGAUCCUCUUAUUCCGUCUGUUUCAGCUCCCUAUGAAGACCCUCUUCCUUAUUAUGACACCCACGACAUAGAAGACCUGCCUGUGCCUGACGCUAUAGAAGACACCUCGGACGAUGAAUCUGACGCGCCAACCACACCCUCUAUUGGCAUGUCUAGCUCUUCUCUGUCUUUGGUAGAUGCAGCUUCAAUCCCCCUUCCCCCUGAGCGCAGUAGACUGCGCUACUCCAGCCCCCGUGUCUAUGUCGACUCCAAUGAUUCUUAUUUCCAUCCUUUCGAGUUUGAUCCCCUUCCCUUCCCAGAUGAACACGUUCAUACUUCGUAUAAUCAUUAUCAAGAGUGUUAG